Molecule: messenger RNA, 3288 nt
Organism: Myxocyprinus asiaticus (Chinese sucker)
Lineage: Eukaryota; Metazoa; Chordata; Actinopteri; Cypriniformes; Catostomidae
Product: IQ domain-containing protein E-like
Exons: 22
Coding region: 399-2552 (717 amino acids)
Molecular function (GO): protein binding
Source: RefSeq, a predicted model, not a curated record
GUUAAACAUUUUUGGUUGCUAAACGACAGUAGUGCACAUGAGAUCCGUACAUCGAAAAGAGACGCGAAAAAUAAGAUUCUGAGUAAAAUUAGAGCUCAAACACUGUAGCGUUGACACGCAAUAUCGAGAAACGCCGACAUCAGGAAACAACAUCUACAUCUUGGGAACUUCUUAAAACCCCCUGCCAGUUUCAAUGCUCUUUAGUUACUGAUGUCAGGAUAUGUAAACAUGGACACCUCUAGAUCUAGAGGCAUAUGUUUUUUUAUUGUAGAAAAAUAAUCGGACAGUACAGAUUAUACCUGCUUUGCUCAUCUGAGAAAGUGUUAUGGUUCUAUUGUUGCUCAUAAGACGCACUGUGAUAGGGGAUAGAAGAAUAAACAUAGGCAAUCACAAAGGCUAUGAUGUCUGUAGUAGCUGGUGAACUGGUCACUGAAGAAGAGGUGGAGGAUCUGGCAGAGGACAAUUUCUGUAGUAGCUACGUGUCCGACACUGAAAAGAAGUCAAGGAAAAAUAAAGUAUCUGGCAGACCACCUCCUUCUCCUAAGUCACCAUACCUGAAAAGUGCAAACUUGCAUCUGAAGAGAAGUCCAUCAGUCCAUCAGAAGACAGUGAGAAGGACACAGCUCCAUAACUGUGAAACCCCUCCGACUGGCACACCCAGAGACGUCUGGUUGCACUUACAGAAUGAUGGACAUGGGACAUUGCCAAAGUCUCCAAAGGGAGCCGAUUACAGCGUCGCACAGACCAGCAUCUCACAGAGCAGCACACCUGAAUACUUGAAGGAGGCCUUUGGAAUGAAAAAGCCAAAAUACUCUCGCUCGGCAUCUAAUGGUUAUGUUCCAGGAACCCCAGACUACAAAGAGAAGGAGGAUAUGUACAAUGAAAUAAUUGAUCUAAAAAAGACCAUCCAAGUCCAAAAGGCUGAAUCUGACAAGAUGAAAGCCAAGCUGCGGCGUCUUGAAGAGGACAACACUAAGAAAGACAGACAGAUCGAACAACUGCUGGAUCCAGCUAAGGACCCAGAGUACGCUAGGGGUUUAGUAGACAAGAAGACUGAUCAUAGAUCGAUCAUUAAUGGACUGAAACGGAGGAUUCUGCGACUGGAGCAGCAGUGCAAAGAAAAAGAGAAUACCUUGAGUCAGCUUCAGAGUGACCUUAAAACCACUAACAUGCAGGAAAUGCAGAUCACUGUAGAAACCUACUAUGAGGAGGUUCACAGGUUGCGAGCAUUGUUAGAGUCAACAGAGAAAAGUAAUAAGGCAAUGAGCAAAGAAAGCAGGCGGCAAAACAAAGUCCUCAGUGCGACAGUUCUGAAGCUCACAAAGGCAGUCAAACAGCUGGAGGAUGAGAACCAGGAACUUAAAAAGGAAUUGGUACAUGAAGAGAUCGGCAUGAUGGAGAGUGCUGCAUGCCGGGCCAAGGGUUAUCUGGAUUGGAGUAAACAGAGGCUGGUGCGACAAAUCCUGGACCUUGAAAAGAGAGUUGAGCAAAGGAGGAAUCUUCAGGUUACCAAAGCAUCAGACUCACAGAAGAACCCAGAGGAAAACAUCACUGGGUCAGAAUCGGCCAAUCAGAGCAAUUCUGUUGACACCGAAAUGGAUCCAUCAGUGACUACUGAGAAUGAUGUGCAUUUUAGGGGAACAGUUAAGAAACUUGUAGAGGACAAAAAGGAUCUAAAGAAAAAACUAAGCCAGCAAGAUGAGGAGAUAAAGCAAUUAUCUGCUGAGAAGAACAAAAGGAUGAAAGAGGUUGAAAAAGUGCUGAAAGAGCAAAUCAGGGAGCAUGAAAGUCUAAUGCAAACACACAGGCAGGAGAUGGGGGCACUGAUUGUAGAAAUCAGCUGUUUAAAGGAGAAACUCGAGGAGGAGAGAAAACUUCGAUUACAAGAUCACAGUCAGGUUCCAGACAGUUCAUUGUCAUUAACACACACCGAACCAACGUCAUCAUCAGUGUUGGUACCAAAACAGAGUCUGGAGCAGAUGGAGAACAAAGCAGCUAAGAUCAUCCAGACACACUGGCGCUUACAUCAAACACAGGAUCUGGUUCUCUUGCAGUCCUGUCUCAGAGGGCAUCUAACCAGGCAGGGGCAGUUGGAUAAACAGAGCCAAUUAGGUUUGAACACUCAGGCUGUACAGGAAGAGGAAGUGACCCUGCUGCAAUCUGUGUUUAGGGCUCAUCUCAAACGUAGCACUCUGAAGAUGGAAAGGUCAUCUACAGUGACAGAAUCCGUUUUUUCCAUACGUCAGAAACAUUUUUAUCCCUCCACUCCUCCACUGCUGUCCAGGUGGUCUUCAGAUGCCACAUUAAGGAACAAAACACAAACCUCAGGUGUGACUCAGAUGGAUAGUGAGGAGAUUACAGAAGAACUCAACCCUGCUUCUAAUGAUGCGCUAUUCCACCAACAAUCAAUGCCAGCCGACACGAAGAUCGACCAACAGCUAUCAACCACAGAAAUUCCAAAGACAGUCGAUUCGGAUGACUCUGAUGACAUCAUUGUAUCUCCUUCAAAGCCAGUGAGAAAAAGAGAAUUAAGUCCGUUCAACCCCCAAUGACUUGAUUUAAAUUAGUUGUUUUUCUAAUUGAAUCCCAAAGGGUUUAGGAAAGCUGUUUCUUAACAUUUCUUAUCUAGAUCAGGCCUCAGCAAUUCACAUGGUAUGUUCUUUUAUGUGGGCUUUUUGGAUUGUUAAUCAUUAUUACAGUAACCUAUUUCUAUUGAUUAUUCAGCUAAGAUCACAUUGUUUUGACUUCUAGAAACCAAGCCUUCAAAUAAGGGAUGAAUUUGUCUUCACACUUCAAAGUGCCUUGCAUUGAACAUAAAUCUUUAAUUGAAUGAGGAUCAGGGAUUCAAUUUUUUUAAUUUCUCCUCACUGAAGAUCAAUUAAAAAUACACAUUACGUUAAACUUGAUGAACAGCAUAUCUUAUAAAGAAUAUCUAAGCCAUUGUGUGCAUUUAGAGUACACCUCCGAUUGAGACAAAUUCCAGGUACUGUGAAGCUCCACUAAUGUGGAUAAUGUAUAUAACAUAUUGCUGAAUUUAUGAAGUUUUAAUUUAACUUUAACCUCCCAGUUUGUAAUACUGUUUCAAUUAAAUGUUGACCGUGUGUAUCAGAGUUAGUCAUUAUAGACAUUCUGUAUCUAGCUAAUAAUGAACAUAUAGCACUGAAGUCUUAAAAUUUGUUUCUGUGUCUGUUUCAUUGCCUUGUUUAUUCUGCUUUUGCUCUAAGAGCACAUGAAUUGUUUGUGCCAUUGUGCUUGAAUUUUUGUCAGUUUUAUUAAAGACUUGUUUUC